CGAGGAGGUGGAGUACGCGUGUGCGACAUCCGUGCACGUGUAUGUGACAGUGACGUAGCUAUCUUGAGAGGGUACCAUGCGUUUCUCGGAUACGAAAUUCGUAACCCUUUCGCAUUCCAAGUACAUCCGCCCGAAAUUAUGCCCUGAUUUUCAAACGACCCUUCACUUGCCUGCCAUUAUCAUUGAUCGGUAAUAAAACGAACGCUAACGAUUCUCUCCUGAUUAUUCUUAACACCGGAGCAAUACGAUCCCGUUGUAUCGCGUAACGGAUUAUCGUGUAUCUUGAGAAGGCUGGUCUACCUGAGAUCGCGAGAUCGACAAACGGAUCGGUGUCAACGACUGAGAGUAUUUUUCCAUCUCAACUUAUUUCCAAUGGAUAACGGAAUGAAAGUCCUAUUCGCGAGCGUGCGAGCACAGACAUUCGGUACGCGAGAAUAAUGUGCGCAAUCGGAAUGCUAAGUACUAGAAGAAACACCCCCUCCUUUCCUAUAAAUACUUGAGAUAUUCAACAUUCCUUGCCAGAAGGCAUGCUCGUAUUUACACGUUCAAAUCAUCGUUACUUUCCUCGAUGCAAGUCGACACCUUUUCGGGUCUCUUCUCUUUCUACAGAAGUUUCUUCUCUUUCACAUGAAAUACAGUGAAAUACAAUGGCACGAAAAUUUAAAUUUAAAAAGGAAAGGUGCCAUUUGCGUAUAAAAUGAAAAAUUGUACCCGUCAUAGGUGUACAAGGAUAGCGAAGGUGUUACAUUUAUACAUCCGGCUGGGUCAAAAUGACGCCGAAUCGGUUGAAAGGUACACGUCCCUGCAACUGAACGUAGCGUAGCGUCGAAGAAGGGCCCCCACCUGUUUCGUUUGAAACAGCCUGAACGGAGCGUGUCCACGAAGAGGUGGGGACGAAAGAAACGUCAGUAGGCGCGGCAGUUUUCUGACGCCGCUUACCUAAGCAACACGCACCGUGUGUACCCUGUGUUCCUCUAUAUUUUAAUCAGUUCCCUCAGUCAAUUUCCUUUUCUCCCCCCGUGUAUUCCCUUUGACCCCGAGUUUCCCGUACAAUCGACGGCCCUGCGGUGUUACCUCGGCGCUGAUCGAUACACCAAGACCACUCGAGCCAGCAGGCCAUAGUCGCAGCAGUUCCACAGGACUUCUCUCCAAGGUUCCAUUUAAUUCGUUCUCCAGAACAGGAUCCCAGGGCGACCUCUGCUUCAGCGUUUCUUCAGCCACGAAGUGCAAGAGCGUCUGGAGGAUCCGCCGGUGCACGUGGAACCGGUAUGCUCGUCCGUUUGUGACAUCGUUGACGAGGUUUGCUACGUUCUCCGCUCCUGCAGGGACGAGAACGCUCGCGAGCUCGUUCGAUUGUUGAGGAGUUCUCACCUGAAGGCGCUUCUCGAGACCCACGACGCGGUUGUCGAACGAAAGGAAGCACCUCCGAAGCUCGAACCGUCGCCGACGACGAUGCCCACCAACGAGAGGACAGAGGCUGUCAGGAUGGUUGGCCUCAGACGACAACCCGACGAACCUUUGGGCUUAACGGUGCAAGUCGACGAAUCUGGUAAUUUGAUAAUCGCCAGGAUCCUCGGUGGUAGCACAGCAGCGCGUCAAGGACUGUUGAGAACCGGCGAGGUGAUCCUCGAAGUGAACGGAAAGGAAGUUCAUAAUCCGGAGGAGCUUCAGGAAGCCAUUCACGAGGCGAAGGAGAAUCUGACGUUGAAAUUGGCCCCGGGUAUUGCGAGUGACGGUAAUCGACCUCUGAAAUCCACGUGUUACAUGAGAGCGUUGUUCGACUACGACCCCUCGGAGGACAGUCUGCUACCAUGCAGAGAGAUAGGACUUCCGUUCCAGAAGGGCGACGUGUUACAAAUCGUGGACCAAGCUGACCCGAAUUGGUGGCAAGCCCGUCGCGUGGAGGGCGAAGGUCUCGGUCAACCAGGUUUGAUCCCCUCGUUGGAACUCGAGGAACGUAGGAAGGCGUUCGUUCCGCCGGAAGCUGACUUCGUGCACAAGAUCAGCAUCUGCGGCACCAGGAUCUCGAAGAAGAAGAAGAGGAAAAUGUACCAAUCGAAAUCGAACGGCGAGUUCGACGGUGCUGAAUUGCUUUUGUACGAAGAAGUUGCCAGGAUGCCACCGUUCAGACGUAAAACACUGGCCUUCGUUGGUCCUAGAGGCGUUGGUCGAAGGACCCUGAAGAACAGGUUGAUAAACAGCGAUCCAGAGAAAUUCGGUACCAUCGUUCCGUUUACUUCGCGACCGCCAAGGGUGCUCGAAGAAGAUGGUAAAAGUUACUGGUUCACCGAACGGGAAACGAUGGAGACCGAUAUCAGAGAGCACCGAUAUCUCGAAUACGGAGAACACGGGGGCCAUUUGUACGGUACGAAGCUCGAUUCUGUACGAGAAUUGAUAAGAGCUGGUAAAAUGUGCGUGCUGGACUGCAGCCCGGCUGCUCUGAAGAUCCUCCACAACAGCACGGAAUUCAUGCCGUAUGUGAUCUUCAUCGCAGCACCGGGAAUGGAACAGUUGAAGUGUUUGUACGACCUGGGAAGGUCUACCGGCGCGAGCAGUCGAAACUUGACGUUUGACCGCCAGAGUUCCAUCAGGUACAGCUCGAGAAGAGCCAGGACGCUGGAGUCCCUUGCUUCCUUAUACGAGGAGGACGAUCUGAAGUCGACGUUAGAGGAAUCAGCAGCUCUGCAACGUGCCUACGAGAAGUACAUCGAUCUGGUGAUCGUGAACGAGGACUUCGACAAUACAUUCAGACAAGUGGUCGCCGCGUUGGACGCGUUAGCCACCGAGCACCAAUGGGUACCAGUGAACUGGAUCUACUGAACACGAGUCGCGCCAAAUCGUGUGGAGUUCAAAUAUUGCGACGGGAACUCGAUGUUCCGAUCGAAAAACGAAACCGCGUUUAAUGCCACUGGGGAACACGCGCGAUGUCAACUCUUUGUAGACGUCGCAGAACGUGCUCGUCAGAAAUCGACCAUCGUCGAGCGUGUCGUUAUUACGUUUGCAUUCGUACCAUUGUAUCGUCGUGCAAUAUACAGCGAUCUUGAGCUAUUGCUACAUGUAUCAUAAAGUUCUUUUAGCGUACAAGGACGCGCUCGACCCCGGUAAAACGGCUAUGCAAGGUAUUCUAUUUUAUCGAACGAACAGAAGGAGCUUAGUGAUUUUUAAAAAGGAUAAUGUAUCUUUUAUUUUGAGAAACACACGAACAACGAUGGUCGACAAAGGAGACUGUCCGGUGAAACGGCCUCGCGUUUCAGUGCGCCCAUUAUUCUAGCAAGUACAAUCGUAGCAUUUAUGUUCUAUCGUUUUAAGUUUACACGAGGAACCGUUCUCUCUCCAAAUUUUCACCAACCAGAGGUAAACACAUUGUAACAAUGAAUCAGGUAGGAUCUUUGUAAUUGCAUCGAUGAUCCUUUCGUUACAUUCCCUUAAACAGCUCAAGGCCAACGGUGGAGAACGGGCUCGAUUAAUGUUGUAAGCGUUAAACACCGCCGUCCAAUUGCGUACUUUUUAUUAGAGUUAGCCGCCUAGGUUUUUCAUUUUCUUCGAACCACGAGCCUGUAAUCACGCGUAUACAUACGUUUCUUUAUUUUAUGAUAACACUUAUCGUAAGGAUGUACUUUUCGUUCUUUUAUUAAUAUAUUAUUGUGUACACUCGAGUGCAGCAUAGGCCUUUUUUAGUUAAGAGGGGACUAAAGAAUGUGAACAAAUCAGGCGAGUGAUAAAACACUCCUUUCCCUAAAAUUCUUUUUAAUUAAAAUUAGUCUAAAUUGCACGCGACUGUACUUCCGUUUGUAUCGCUCGUGCACGCUGAACGUAUUCCUGGCAUAGAGUGCCUUAUAAGCGCAAGCCUGCACCUCUUAAAUCGGCUUGCGGGCGAAGACCUACUAUGUCGAGACGAGAUUUUCUCUUAUGCUCGAGAGUUUUACGUAAGACACGUAUUUUCUAAUGAUCUGAAACACAUGUGCACGUGGAAACAUGAUGGGCACGUGGAAAUAAAGUUUAUCGAGCGUU
Osmia lignaria (orchard mason bee) is the source of this 4011-nucleotide messenger RNA. It is a transcript of the gene vari, whose product is annotated as MAGUK p55 subfamily member vari. The record is from RefSeq and is a predicted model, not a curated record. Lineage: Eukaryota; Metazoa; Arthropoda; Insecta; Hymenoptera; Megachilidae. Gene Ontology annotation, molecular function: protein binding.